AUGGCCUCUAUUCUUGCUGUUGGAUUUGGCAUUGCCACAACCGCCUUUCUGGGCCGCGCCGGUCUGGUCGCUUACCGCCGCUCCAGAGGAGGAUUGAACGCUGCCGGAAAGGCAUUCUAUAAGGGAGGAUUCGAACCGCGCAUGAACCGUCGGGAAGCGUCUCUGAUUCUACAACUUGCUGAACGAACUUUGACCAAAGACAAGAUCCGCAAGAACCACCGCCAGCUCAUGUUGCUCAACCACCCCGAUCGCGGCGGUAGUCCAUACUUGGCCACCAAAAUUAACGAGGCGAAGGAAUUCCUCGACAAACAUGUUUGA
Penicillium psychrosexuale is the source of this 318-nucleotide messenger RNA. RefSeq names its product putative mitochondrial DnaJ chaperone (Tim14) (gene pam18). NCBI's taxonomy places the organism in Eukaryota, Fungi, Ascomycota, Eurotiomycetes, Eurotiales, Aspergillaceae. The transcript has 4 exons. Gene Ontology annotation, biological process: protein import into mitochondrial matrix. Gene Ontology annotation, cellular component: PAM complex, Tim23 associated import motor. Gene Ontology annotation, molecular function: ATPase activator activity. The record is from RefSeq and is a predicted model, not a curated record. Bases 1 to 318 code for a protein of 105 amino acids.